Messenger RNA from Cladocopium goreaui, 3138 nucleotides. The record is from the annotation of a GenBank genome assembly. Lineage: Eukaryota; Dinophyceae; Suessiales; Symbiodiniaceae.
CGCACACGAUGGCGGGCCGCGGGGUGCUACGUGAAGUGAGGUCGGAGCCUGAGAAUGAUGAAAAUUUGCCGGUCAAUCCGGGCAACAUUCAGGACCGACCCACAGAUGAUGACCGGGCGCGUUUUGGUUUCAAACCCAAGAUGGUGAAGACGGUGGCUCCAGUGGGCUCCGGUCCCCCAGAGCCCCACGCCACGCCCACCGAACGCGUGCCGGUGCUGGAUCUGCAGACACUGCUGCGCCGCACCUUGGGCGAUCCAGAUGAAGUUUUGCCGGUGUUGCGAUUGAAACCCACCGCCGGGAAGUAUGACUUCAAAGACAAGAUCCAAGACUUACAGGCGAUGAUUGGACCGUUGAAAAACGCCCUGUCGGAUCAGAGGUUGAAGGCAAAGGCUCUGGUCGACGCUUUGCUGAGCAUGGAGAGUGGCAUCGAGCAGAAGCUACGAAGCUCCAUGGAUGAGGUGACGGGCCUCCAAUCCGCGCUGAACGAGGUCACAGGCCAGCUGACGUUGGCUCAGCGCGAGCUGCAGCAGCUGCGCCAGGAGCUGCCGCAGCUGCGACAAGCGGCCGAACAGUCGAAACGCCUCGAAGAGCGCUCGGAGACCUUGGAGCGUGAGCUGAGUGAAGCGAGGAGGAUCGCUCGAAGUUUCUCCGAAGAUGCAUCGAAAUACAAACGACGAUGCGAGGAGAUGGUCGAGAAGCAUCGAACACAGAUGGAAGAGGCCGCUGAACUGCUGCGGCGACAGGUGAACGAGACGAUUGAGGCUCAACAGCACCUGACGGAUGCACAUCAGAAGAAGGAAGUCUCGUUGCGAGCAGAGUUUGAGAAGGGCAAGGAGGAGUUGAAGAAGGAGCACAAGCAUCAGCUGGAGGAGUUCAAGCAGACCCUCCGCACCCAGGAGGCAGAGGCCAGGGCCAAGAUGGACACACUGAAGGAGCAGCACCAGAAGAUACUGCAAGAGAAGGAGGCCGACGCCAGUGCCAGCCUGCAAGCUAUGAAGGAUCGCUACGAGAAGAUGCUGAAGGAGAAGAUAUUGCUCCUGGAGGAGAAGAUUUCGCUUCUGAAGAACAAGGAAGAGCAGAUGGUCUCCAGCCAGCAGCAGUUGCAAGAGGCGCAGCUGGCAGAGCUGCAAGAGAAGGAAGCUCAGAUGCAGUUGGAAAUGGACCGCAAGGACGAGGAGACGAAGACCCGGCUGCAGGAACUGCAGAAGAGCCACCAGCGGAAGGAGUCUGACAUGCAGCUGGAAAUGAGCCGCAAGGAGCAGAGCCAUCAGCAACAGCUCGAGGAGAUGCGAAAGUCGCAUGAGCUCAAGGCCGGCUCCUUGCGCAAUGACCUCCAGUCCCUUCAAGGGCAGCUCAAAGAGAAGGAAGGGACGUUACGGGAGACCAUCCAGUCACUCCAACUGCUGCAAAACAGUUCCAGUGACCAGCUGCGCUUCGAGCAGCAACGAGUUCAGAAGCUGGAGACCGAGGUGGAGGAUCUUCGAAACAAAUCUGUGGCGCAGCUUCAGAAGUUGGAGCAUGCGGAGGUUGAAUUGGGCACCACCAGGCAGCAAGUCUCAGAUCUGCGACAAGCUUUGCAGCGCCUGGAAAAUGAGAAAGAGCUACAGUCCGAACGCGCCUCAGAGCGGCAGGCAACGCUGCAGGAGCAGAUUAUCAAACUGAAUCUGCGCAGCAAAGCGUCGGAAGAGGAAGCCUUGAAGCUGAAGGAGACGCUAGAGGUUCGCCAGGCUCAAUGUGAGAAGCUCACCUCGCAACGCGACGGGCUGGAGGUGGAGUUCAAGAGCUACAAGGAGCACCAUGGCACCAGCAACCAGCAGCAGAUGGAAGCCAUCACCGAGCUCAAACUCACUGUGGAUAAGCUCUCGAAGCAGGUGGACAACACCAAGGCAGAGCUGCACCUGCAACAGGGCAACCUCUCCCAGCGCCAAGGUUACAUCAUCUCCUUAGAGAAUCAGUUGGCGCAAGCGGAGCUGACCCGCCGGGAGCUCCACAACAUCAUCCAGGAGCUCAAGGGCAACAUCCGCGUCUUCUGUCGCGUGCGGCCGGCGUUGAGCGCCUCGGAUGUGGCGCUGCAGAGUGCUGAGAACAAAAUCACCUUGGAGCACCUCACAGAGACUUACAACUUCAACUUCGAUCGCGUCUUCGAACCCCUGGCCACGCAGGAGGCCAUCUUCGAUGAAGUCAGCGGUCUGGUGCAAUCAGCAUUGGACGGCUACAAGGUUUGCAUCUUUGCGUACGGCCAGACGGGCAGCGGCAAGACCUUCACCAUGCAGGGCGAGCCGGGCGUGGCCUCGGGGGGGCGAGGUCUCAUCCCUCGAUGUUUGUCGAAGAUCCUGCAGUGUUCAGAAGCCAUGCGCGCCGCAGGCUGGGAGUGGACCUUAAAGGUGUCCUUCCUGGAGGUCUACAAUGAGGUGCUGCGGGACCUGUUGGACAGCGAGGGGCACAACUUGGUCCACGUGAUCAAGCACGACGAGGCCUACGGCACCAUGGUGACCAACGUUACCUCAGUGGAGGUGAAACAGAUGGACCACAUCCAGCGGCUCAUGGAGAAGGCCGCCAAAGCACGUGCUGUCGGCUCCACCGAGAUGAACGCGACGUCCUCGCGGUCGCACUCCAUCUUCGCCAUGUAUUUGCACGGCGUCAACCGUGAGCUGAACUGCGAGUUGACGGGCGCCCUCCACCUGGUGGACCUGGCCGGCUCGGAGAGACUGGAGAAGUCGGGCUCGACGGGGGAUCGAUUGAAGGAGACCCAGAACAUCAACAAAUCGCUGUCCAGCUUGGCGGACGUCUUCAUGGCCAAGGCGGAGGGGCGCUCGCACAUUCCCUUUCGAAACAGCAAGUUGACCCAUUUGAUGGAGCCAUGCCUCAAUGGACAGGGCAAAACUCUGAUGGUGGUGAACGUUGGCCCUGAGGCCGAGCACGCCCAUGAGAGCCUGUGCUCACUGCGCUUCGCAUCGCAGGUCAGCCAGUGCAACACCGGUGGCAAACCCAAGCGCUGCGUGCGGCCCGCUCGCGCGAACGCUGCCAGUGGCGCUGGAAGGCAGGCUGGUGCGGAAAAAACCGCCCGAAGAAAGUGAUAUGGCGACUACGCGACUCGCUAUGUUUUAUGGCUAAAGGAUGGACCGAUUUUCUCCGAAC